AAUGAAGGAGUCAUUCAUAUUUGAAAUAUUGCUACGUGCAGAAGUCGGUGUGUAGUCAGGAUAUCGCUCCAUCUCUUUCUUUCAUACAUUGUGAUUUGCGAUGACGUCAUAUCGACAUGUCAAGAGACACUUAGGGUUAUUGUUUAAUAUUUAGCGCGUGCUUCAACAGUUGCAGUCUGACAUUACAACUGGCGUGUGUAAUAAAACAGGCACUAUCCUUAAAUAAAAUAUAGACUGUAAAUAGGUAUUGUAAGCUUUCGGCAAUUCUCCAGUACAAGUUAUCCUCGAAUAUAUUUCUUUCGUAACAUCAACUUUUUUACAAAGAGUGUCGAACUUAACACAGUAUCGUGCAAAAUGUCAAGAAUAUCGGAAUGGUUUUGGACUGAAUCGGUGUGGUUGCCGGCGAAUGUAUCUUGGAGUGAUGUUACAAAUGCUCCUGGAAAAAGUGUGGUGUAUUCAGAACUUAAUGAUUUUCUAUAUGUGUUGCCAUUUGGUGCGAUGAUAUUUUUUGUUAGAUAUCUGUUGGAAAGGUAUUGUUUUAUCCCACUAGGUAGAUUGCUAAACAUUCCAGAAAAAAACGUAAGGAAACUCCUGCAUAAUGAUAUAUUGGAAACUGCAUUUUUGGCGUCGCCUAAAAAAGCUAAUUUCUCAAAGCUUAGUAAGAAAGUUGACAUGACCGAGAGACAAGUGGAGAGGUGGUGGCGUCUACGCAGCAACUCAAACAAGCCUUCCCAAUUGGUUAAAUUCUGUGAGAGCAUUUGGAAAUUCGUGUUUUACAUUUUUGUUACUCUUUACGGCCUUUAUGUUCUUUGGGAUAAGGAAUGGUUUUGGAACUUCGACAAUUGUUUCAAUGGCUACCCGCAUCAGGGCGUUACAGAUGACAUCAGAAGGUAUUACAUGUUUCAAACUGCCAACUGCUGGUACCUACUGAUAUUCCAGUUUAGGGCUGUCAAACGCAAGGACUCCUGGCAGAUGUAUGUUCAUCACUUUGCAGCCAUAUCUUUGCUGUCUAUCAGCUGGACGAACAGCAUGUAUAGGAUCGGCACCCUGGUCCUUGUAUUGCACGACUGUGGAGAUAUCGCCUUAGAAGCCGGCAAGGCGUUAAAGUACGCCAAAUAUCAAAACGCAUGCAAUUGCACGUUUGUAGUGUUCAUAACAGUUUGGAUUGGGACGAGGAUCAUUUUUUAUCCAAACUAUGUUAUUGCAAUUUCUUCGGAAUAUGCUAAAACAGCCACCAUGUAUUAUGUGUUGAAAGCAAUGUUAUGGAUGUUAUUUGGCCUCCACCUUAUAUGGACUUGGUAUAUAUUACAAAUAGCAUAUAAAGCUGUAAGAGCGGGCGAGGUUGAAGGUGACGUCAGGAGUUCCGAUUCAGAAGAAAUCGAAAUCUCAAAUCACUCUGACUGAAAUGGUCUGUAAACAAGUCACAUUUAAGAGUUCUAUGUCGUUAUAGUCAAGAAAAAAAAACGUGUUAAUAAUUUAUCUAAUAAAGAUUUUAUAGUAAGAUUUUA
Manduca sexta (tobacco hornworm) is the source of this 1508-nucleotide messenger RNA. Its product is annotated as ceramide synthase 5. Lineage: Eukaryota; Metazoa; Arthropoda; Insecta; Lepidoptera; Sphingidae. Gene Ontology annotation, cellular component: membrane. The coding region runs from base 355 to 1404 and encodes 349 amino acids. The record is from RefSeq and is a predicted model, not a curated record. The transcript is spliced from 7 exons. Gene Ontology annotation, biological process: ceramide biosynthetic process. Gene Ontology annotation, molecular function: sphingosine N-acyltransferase activity.